This is a messenger RNA of Debaryomyces hansenii CBS767, 1251 nucleotides long. RefSeq lists its product as uncharacterized. The record is from RefSeq and is a predicted model, not a curated record. Lineage: Eukaryota; Fungi; Ascomycota; Pichiomycetes; Serinales; Debaryomycetaceae. The transcript has a single exon. Bases 1 to 1251 code for a protein of 416 amino acids.
AUGUCUAGUGAUCAUGAUGAUACAAUACCCCUAUUAUCCGAUAGUAUUCCAGAGAAUCCUAUAAGGCUUCCGGAACAAGAGCUACAACGAAAGGAAUCAGCGCAACCUGCGGUGAGCAAGAACCUGCAAGCAAAUAGAUCUAUUUCCAAGAUAAACCAAUCGCCAAAAAUUGGGCUUCAGAGGACAAGUAGAACAACACAAAAGUUGAAAUUAUUACCCGAGGAUCCACCUAAUUUAGCUGACGAAAAUGACGAGGAAGUUUACUCGCAGGUGACCAGGAUAAAGGACACACCAGCCCGUAAAGAUGCUGAGACAUUGGGAAAGCUGCAGCGAGACCUUUUGCCGCGUGUUACAGCCUACUGUACUUGCGGGUCGUAUAAAAUGAAAGACUUGUUGAGGUGGUUGAAGGACCGAAAGCGUAUACAUAACACGAAUCCGAAGUUGUUUGACGAGUGUUUGUACACCCCAUUUACGUAUAAGGAUUGGCGAAGUGAGCAUGUUAGCCAAGACGACCAGCAUCAUUUUAUAAGGUUGGCAGACGAAGGUGGUGAAAUUGACAUUGGGAAGAGAAACGAUAUAUUUAUCUUUGAAUACGGGGUCAUUAUCAUGUGGGGGUACACUCCGAAGGAAGAAGCAGCAUUUUUGGAAGAUUUGGCCAAAUUCGAAAGCGAAAAAUUAUCGGCAGAGGAUAUUCAGGUCGAAGAAUUCAACUACUACAUCACAAAGUCGUACCAGCCCCGUAUCUACAACGACUUCAUCACCAUCAGGGACGACUCAAACUACAUGUUGAAACUCUCAAUCUCGCACGCCUUGGCACAAUCAGUGAAGAUAUCUUUAUUCGAAGAAUUGGUUGACAACACAAUCGAAGACACCGAAGACAUCCCCCAACAAAUUGCCCAAACCGGUAAAGUCGAAAUGACAAAAGACGAAAUAAUGAAAUCCAUCGGUGAACUAUUCAUCCUUCGUAUUAAUAUCAACUUGCAUGGCUCCGUCUUGGACUCUCCAGAGUUAAUGUGGGCCGAACCUCACUUGGAGCCAAUCUACCAGGCUACCAGGGGUUAUCUUGAAAUUAACCAGAGAGUCGAACUCUUGAACCAGCGACUCGAAGUUAUCUCCGACUUGUUACAGAUGUUGAAAGAACAAUUGGGCCACUCACAUGAAGAAAAUUUAGAGUUUAUUGUUGUAGUUCUUGUUGCUGUUGAAGUGCUAGUUAGUAUUAUUAACAUCAUGAUAGAUAUAUUAACCUAUUAA